GGAUUAAAAUUUAAUAUUAAUGAAGCUGCGCAUUGGCUCACACCCCCGUCAAUCCCGCUGCGCAACUUCUGUAGGCUGGCAGACUUCCUUCAAUAAUAUUUCUGGGGGAGCAGGGUAAAAGUAGGCUACUAAAAAUGUUGCCGAUCCACAACAGUGGGAUGGACUGAAUGGAGGCAACGUUGUCAGCAAGCGGAGAUAAUAAAUCCGUCUACAGUGCGCCGCGACACACACCGGUAAGCAGAAAUACAAGAGCGGCUUGUUGACUUCUACGUAAACGUCCAGCCCUCGGCCUCCCCAUGCCUCCAUCUCCUCUUGACGACAGAAUUGUGGUGGCGCUGCCAAGGCCGAUCCGACCUCAGGAACUCCAACUGCGCCUGGACACCAGCUACCUGGACUCCAUAUCCACCACCAGCAGCAGCAACAAGACAGUCAUCAGCACCACUGUGGUGAAGAUCCGGGCGACGGCCAAUCUUGUAACGUAUAUGCCCUCAUCCAAGGGCUCCACGCGCUCGUUGUCGUGUGGAUGCAGCAGUGCCAGCUGCUGCUCAGUGACUACCUAUGAGAAGGACAGCCAGAGCCUCAACCACAGCCAGGUGAGCGCCAGCAGCCCCAACCUCAGCUAUGCCGGGCCCCCCACCGCGAUGGUCAGCAACCAUGAAGCAUUAAGCGCCCCCAGUCUCACCCCGGGUACCCCGAAGGCCCUGUCAGCCGUGAGGGUCAUCCAUCCCAAUGAGCUGGCCAGACGGAUGACCUGCUGCCCCAUGGGACACCCCAUGGGGCCCAUACCGGUUAUCAUCGACUGCCGGCCCUUCAUGGAGUACAACAAGAGCCACAUCCGGGGGGCCGUGCACAUCAACUGCUCUGACAAGAUCAGCCGGCGGCGGCUGCAGCAGGGCAAGAUCACUGUGCUGGACCUCAUCUCCUGCCGCGAGGGCAAGGACUCUUAUAAGGGCAUCUUCUCCAAAGAGAUUGUGGUUUAUGAUGAGAGCACCAUGGACCCCAACCGCCUGACAUUCUCCCAGCCACUGCAUGUGGUGCUGGAGUCACUGAGGAGGGAGGGCAAGGACCCUAUCAUUCUCAAAGGAGGCCUUAGCUGUUUCAGGCAGAGCCACGAGAACCUGUGCGAGCACUCGCUGCACCUUCACGAGGGCAUGGACACUGGUGCUGCUGCUGGCCUGACGGGGUCGCUACCUCACUCCCUGCCCUCCACCCCGGACAUAGAGAACGCAGAGCUGACACCAAUCCUGCCCUUCCUAUAUCUGGGGAACGAGCACGACGCUCAGGACAUCCACCUGCUGCAGCGCUACAACAUCGGCUACAUCCUAAACGUGACCACCCACCUGCCGCUCUUCCACUACGACACGGGCCUCUUCAUCUACAAGCGCCUGCCCGCCACAGACAGCAACAAGCAGAACCUGCGCCAGUACUUCGAGGAGGCGUUUGAAUUCAUCGGUAUGAAAACUUUCAAUGUUUUCACUGCAGACGUAGGAAGCACAUCAAGCAGGUAUGGGCCUUUUGAUCCACUGCCAGGCAGGCGUGUCUCGUUCCGCCACCAUCGUGAUCGCCUACCUGAUGAAGCACACCUGGAUGACCAUGACAGACGCCUACAAGUUUGUCAAAACCAGGAGGCCCAUCAUCUCCCCGAACCUCAACUUCAUGGGCCAGCUGUUGGAGUUCGAGGAGGACCUCAACAACGGAAUAACGCCACGAAUUCUUACACCAAAGCUGAUUGGUGUGGAAACCGUUGUCUAAACCACACGACUCAACGCUCACACUUGUACUCACUCUCACUGCUUUUUCAAGAGAGACUUGCUCUACGAGCCGGUUUGGAGUGUGACAGCCACUGUAUUCUUCUUAAAUCUCCUAAUGCUCAUCUCAGUCUCUGGAAUGCCAAAGCUCUGGGUCAGUGUUGGUGAGAAAUGCCAAAAAUCCCUACUGUUUGGACCUGGCCAAAGUCCCGAAGGAGAAGACGAGUUAGAGAGAUAGAGAUAGGGAGGGGAAGCGGUCAGUGGGAAGCUUUCCAUUUGCGAUUGCAGAGGAGCAAAUAAAGGAAAAGAAAAUCGGUUUGGAAAAGAUAUUCUAUGUGCUUAGGGGCAAUUACUGACAAGAGAACUUCUUAAAGCUCACACUGUGGCACACAGUUUCUGUUUGCAAACUCAGGCGUAGUCGGCUAUGGCAGUGCCUGUCAAAAAAAUAAAUAAAGAUGAAGACUUGUUUGGUGUGUUAAUGUUGUUGUUCUAUUUUUAUACAGGGGUUUAUGGGGGUGACCAUGACGAGCCCACAGCGGCUUACUGUGCAAUAAUUUCAGAGUGGAAUGCAACUGAGACAUUGACCUUAUGUGUAAAUAUCGGUAAUGAUGAUGAAACAUUUCCAGCUCUUUGCUGAAAUACGAUUUUGAUGUUAAUGUAAUUACUGUUGUUCAGUUCUAUACGUUUAUGUUAAUGGUGCAUACAGUUAUGCUGUAACAUUUGGCGCAGACGUGUACAAGAGAAAAAAAAGGGGCUUUUUUUUUGAGUGCAGCUUGUGGGUUUAUCAGAACCACAACUUCAUAUUCUGUAGGUUUGCUUCAGUAUCUUUGUUUUGCCAUUCCUACAUCCACAUAUGCAUAUUUUAGCAAUAUAUAUAUAUAUAUAUAUAUAUAUAUUACCAGACAGCCAUAAGAGUUUUUUUAUGCAUGGCUGCUGGCAGAGGAAACAACACUUUGAAAUCAUGAGUGAAUAUUGUAAAACAGGGCUACUGGUGAUGUUUAAUGUAACAGAACAGAGGAAUUUCACUGCCUGCUUCUAUUGUCUCCUCUGUUCUUUUUGCUCCCAUUCAUCCAUGAGCCAGCUCAGUUGUAACAAACUCUACCGAGUCCUGAUGUAGCUAUUUGUAUGUGUCAAUGUCCUAAAUUUUGAGCUAUGAUUCAGUCCGUUGUAAGGUAGCAGAGUUGAGGUACAGACUUAAAACAAACAUUCAAUUCCCCCCUGUGGGUCGCAGUGUAGUGUGACGGUGGUGGUACAGUAGAGCAGUGUGACCCCUGUCUAAUCUUUUGCAACUCCCUGUCGCUGACAAUAAGCUACAGUUAAGUGAGCUCUCCUGCCUUGCAUAGGCGAGCGCUGCUGUCACGUGCUGUUCUAGUGCCUCUAUCAAUGCCUUAAUUCAUGUGUCACCACUGGGCCUGCGCAUGGUACACCAUCACGUGCAGACGGAUGCAGAACACACCGAGGUCACAUUUUAACACCCAGACAAAAGCUACCUGCUCCUCUUGGUCUCUGUGUAACAUGCAGAUUUCUUUCUGCUAUUCCUGAUUAAUAUGCAGAAUUUCAGAAAAUUGCAUUCAGGAGCCUUGAGGUAAAAAUGCUUGUUAUGUAACUCUGAUCUCGUGGCUGCAUUUGAGGGAGAGUCUGAACACCACCGUGAAUUGUAAAUCAACGCCGCACUAAAUAGUAGUGUAGUUAAGAGAAUAUGCACGCACACAAAGUUUACCCUCAUCCUGCUGCACCUGAAUAUACUCACCUUUGACUCACGUGGAUAGAUAUGAAGAGAAAGGCUAAAAAAAAAUACUCAACUUUGUGAGUACUACUUUGCCUUCAUUCUGAUCCAAACUGCAAAUGUUUGCUUUGUUGCUGAACAGAAUCGGAAUUUUGCAUUUCAGCCUAGUCAGUUUUUACACAUUUGAUGGCUUAAGUGGAAAUUAUACAAAGGGAAACUUCUUAAAGAAACCAGGUGGGAUGCAUGCAUUUUCAACCACCUGUCUAACACUUAGCACACAGUAUAAAGACCUUGUCUUGUUGAGAUGACUGUGUGCAUGCCUAUAUAUAAAGUGAGCAUUUAAACAUUGAUCUAAAUUUUAAGAAAAUAGCCUUGUUUUAGCUUGAAUCACACAUUGUUGAUCUUAUUGGUUUUGAUUUGAUGAACCCCAAGGGCCAUUAAAGUUCUCAACACAAAAAAAGCAUGUAGUCCUUCAACUAAAGUUUAAACGUUGAAUUCAGACCAAAAAACAAGCAGCUUCAUCCAGAAUUUUACCAAACUGACUUGAAGCAGCUUCCUUACAAACUAUGGUUUCUGUUCUGUUUAUGAUCGCUGUACUGGUUUCUGUUUAGCUCUCUAUUGUUUGCAUGGGAACAAAGGCAUAAAAUGAAGCACAGGGCUAGCAUUAUCACGGUUUUAUUUAUUUUGCAAUACACCCUCUGUGAACCAUUUUAUCUUCAAAAGUACAUCUGAACCCAGACAUUUGGAGAAUGAUCACGUGUGUCACUGUCAGCAAGAUGAAGGAGAAUGCGAGACGUUUUCAUAGUGUAGUGAAUACAAACACACUCUGUAAGGCUUAACAACAUCAACGUUCACGACAAUAAGCUUAAAAAUCCCUCAUGUGAAAAUCCAUGCUAUGCAAAUGAAAUUGUAACAGGUUGUUUCUUUACCCGACGAUCAUGAAAUAGUUUUCUGAGGUCUCUGCAGACAUUUUGAGCAUGAAUAACCGUUUGCAGCCUCAGACUGAAGUGAGUUUUUUUACUUGUGACUUCUCGACAGAGAAGUUCUAAAAGAACUAAAAAAACGUUUGUGUGGUGACAUGUCCCCACUUUGUAUUUUUGUUGCUGUUGUCAUUGGCGUCUACUGGUGCUCCACAAUAUAUUUGAAUAAUAUAAAAAGGUAUGUAAUAACCAUUUACCACACGUUUGUAGCUUGUGCAUUUAUAUUCAGUAAUUACCAUUUGCAAAAAAAGAAAAAGAAAAAGAAAGAGCUUAGCAUCUGAGCCAAUGUUGUAUAAGAAUAACUAACCUUUUCGUCCCAUUUGCUGGUUCCUAAAACCGCAGCGGCACAUGGCUUUUGUAUGUAAUGAUCUAUCUGACUGAACAAUGUAACCAUCUGUACUGUACAUUACUCUCUGGUUGGAAAACGAAGCAUGCUGUGUGCUCCUUGUCUGUGAGGGACACUCGCAGACAUUAUGGUGCUGUCCGUCUUUCCCACAAUGCUCUUUCUACAUAGCCUGAUUGACAGCUCCAAGAGGCAUCUGGGUCUGUUCCCUUUUAUUUGGAAACACGGUUCUGUAUUAGAACAAUAUCAAACUGUCAUAUUUGAUGUGCACUCUUUACGACUAGACUUGUUUAAGAGUCUCUGCUUUGGGCUCCGGUGGAAACGGGCUUUGCUCUACAAGUCUCUGUAUUUUUUUUGUGUCUAUAGUCAACGGUCAAGUAUAUACAGUAUAUAAAUAUAUAUGUAUAUAUAUAUAUUUUCUUUGUAUGCAUAUAUUCAUUACUAUUUUUGCACUGACCUAUGGACAGAUGGAUUUAUUUUUUUCCACAAAGGGUGCUAUUAUAACGGAGGCCUUCUCCCACACCUUUUUGCAUGACUUGCUCAGAUUCCUCAACUUGUCUGUCAUCUCUCCUACUCUUCUCCUACUCUCCUCCUACUACUCCUUGAACUGUUGAAAUUGAAGCACUAUAAUUUUGUAAUCCCUACUUGUGAGCUUUGAAAUAAACAGAGAGGCUUCAAGUUUG
Messenger RNA from Perca fluviatilis (European perch), 5480 nucleotides. RefSeq names its product dual specificity phosphatase 10 (gene dusp10). Gene Ontology annotation, molecular function: protein tyrosine/threonine phosphatase activity; MAP kinase tyrosine/serine/threonine phosphatase activity. The transcript has 4 exons. Bases 297 to 1916 code for a protein of 539 amino acids. Gene Ontology annotation, biological process: protein dephosphorylation; negative regulation of JUN kinase activity. Gene Ontology annotation, cellular component: cytosol; cytoplasm. The record is from RefSeq and is a predicted model, not a curated record. Lineage: Eukaryota; Metazoa; Chordata; Actinopteri; Perciformes; Percidae.